Messenger RNA from Ricinus communis (castor bean), 2592 nucleotides. RefSeq names its product protein ACCUMULATION AND REPLICATION OF CHLOROPLASTS 6, chloroplastic. The record is from RefSeq and is a predicted model, not a curated record. Gene Ontology annotation, biological process: chloroplast fission. The transcript is spliced from 7 exons. Lineage: Eukaryota; Viridiplantae; Streptophyta; Magnoliopsida; Malpighiales; Euphorbiaceae. The coding region runs from base 88 to 2433 and encodes 781 amino acids. Gene Ontology annotation, cellular component: chloroplast inner membrane.
GGAGAACCGUGUGUAAUGUGGAGUUCAGUGAAGAUGAAUUAAGUGGUGAACCGAAACCCAACCCCAAGAAAGAGAGGGUUUAAGGAAAUGGAAGGCAUGAGAUGCAUAGGCAUUGCUGCUCCUAGAGUAAUAUUCCCUUACUCACCACCUCCAAGAAGAUUCUCCCACUCCAAACUCACUCCUUCCACCACUUGCUCCGCCAGCAAAUGGGCCGACCGCCUCAGCGACUUUCAAUUCUUCACAACAGCCACCGACACCUCCGACCUCCAUUGUCUCUCCUCUUCCACCGCUGCCACCAUCGUCGCUCCUGUCGCUCCUCCUGAACGCCACGUCUCCAUCCCUCUCAAUUUCUAUCAGGUAUUGGGAGCUGAGACGCAUUUUCUCGGAGAUGGUAUAAAAAGAGCAUACUCAGCUAGGCUUUCAAAACCACCUCAAUCUGGUUUUAGUGAAGAGACACUGAUUAGCCGUAGACAGAUUAUCCAAGCUGCAUGUGAGACCCUAGCAAACCCUCAGUCAAGAAGAGAAUACAAUCAAGGCCUUCUCGAUGAUGAGCUCGAUACUAUCAUCACUCAAGUCCCUUGGGACAAGGUUCCUGGGGCUCUGUGUGUCUUGGAAGAAGCAGGAGAGACUGAGGUUGUUCUUGAAAUUGGAGAGACUUUGCUUAGAGAGAGACUACCAAAGAAUUUUAAGCAAGAUUUGGUUUUGGUUGUGGCUCUUGCUUAUGUGGAAGAGUCUAGGGAUGCUAUGGCUUUGUCUCCCCCAGAUUUUAUUACUGGUAGUGAGAUGCUUGAAAGGGCAUUGAAGCUCUUGCAGGAGGAAGGUGCAAGUGGCCUUGCACCAGAUUUACAGAAACAAAUUGAUGAGAAUUUGGAGGAGAUCACUCCUUGGCGUGUCCUACAACUUCUAGCCUUACCACUCGAUGAUGCAUACCGAAUGAGACGGGCAGAGGGUCUACUUGGAGUGCGCAAUGUACUAUGGGCUGUUGGGAAAGGGGGAGCUUCUCCUCUUGCUGGAGGAUUCACCCGUGAAGAUUUCAUGAAUGAGGCCUUCUUACGCAUGACAUCUGCUGAGCAGGUCGAUCUACAUGUAGCCACACCACAUAAUGUGCCUCCUGACCGUGCAGAAUUUUAUGGAGUGGCACUUGCUCUUGUUGCUCAAGCUUUUGUUGGUAAAAAGCCUAAUCUUAUCCCUGAAGCUGAUAAUCUAUUCUAUCAACUUGAACAGACUAAGGUACCAGGUCAAUGGAAUGCUGACUCUGCCUAUAGUCCCAAACAAAACUAUGAGAUAGACUAUUCUUUGGCCAGGGGUCUUUGUUCACUUCUUUUGGGGGACCUUGAUGAGUGUCGUACAAGGUUGGGACUAGACAGUGAUAAUUCACCUUACAGAAAUCCACUCAUUGUGGAUUUUGUAAUGAAAAAUUCGCAGGAUGAUAAUGACAAUGAUCUCCGUUUGCUUUGUAAACUAUUGGAGACUUGGUUAAUGGAAGUGGUUCUUCCUAGAUUUAGAGAUACCAAAGAUAUCCAAGUUAAGCUUGGAGACUAUUAUGAUGAUCCGACUGUCUUGGGGUAUUUAGAAAAUCUGGAAGGAGGUGGUCGUCCACUCUUGGCUUCAGCAGCAGACAUUGUGAGGAUUGGGGCCGAGGAGGCUACUGCUGUUAUUGAUCAUGUGAAGGCUAGUGCAAUUCAGGCAUUGCAGAAGGUGUUUCCUAUCAGCCAGAAGGGUACAGGACUCAGAAAUGGGGGCAUGAAUUACCCUUUUCCUGCUAUAGCAGAUGAAGAACAUCAGGAAUUACUUGAUCCAGAUGUCAAAGCUGAAAUUUCUGGGGAACACAAUGCUGAAGUGAUUGAAGAUCUGGUUACUGAUAGAAGAACAGACACCAUUGUGAAGAUCAUGUGCACUGGUGUGACAAUUGGACUGGUUACUUUUUUUGGCUUGAAAUGUUUGCCUGUUAGGAAUCGCCAGUGUAAUGAAAUUGGCCCAGCAAUGGCUUCUGACACCAUCAGUGUGGGGUUUUCAUUAGAUGAUAAAUCUGUAGAGGAGUUUCCCAGAAUGGAUGCAAGAUUUGCAGAGGGUAUAGUUCGUAAGUGGCAGAACAUUAAAUCUCAGGCUUUUGGGUCUGAUCACUCUUUAGGGAAAUUGCACGAGGUCUUGGAUGGUCAGAUGUUGAAAACAUGGACAGACCGGGCAGCUGAAGUAGAACAACUUGGUUGGGUUUAUGAUUAUACUCUAUUGGACCUUACCGUUGAUAGUGUGAUUGUCUCUCUAGAUGGACAACAUGCUGUAGUGGAAGCAACUAUAAAAGAGUCAGCUUGCUUAAUUGAUGCGGUUCACCCAGAGAACAAUGCCUCAAACAUCACCACCUACACAACAAGAUAUGAGAUGUCAUGUUCCAAUUUGGGAUGGAAGAUUACUGAAGGAGCAAUAAUAAAGUAAAACAAGCAUGUUAUAUUGUAAAUGCCACCUUUGUCGGUGUUAUAGUUUUCAAUAAUUCAUUAUUGGGAGGCAACUCUUUUUCGCAAAUUUUGUUUAGUUGUAUGUAAUUAGUUCUUUCAGUUAUGCCACCUAUCAAGCAAUGCAAAAUCUUUCAGGUUA